AUGGUCAGCGGUUGCUCUUUGCAGGAGUUCGCUGAACUUUUAGAGGCAUUAGUCAUGGACAACCGUAUAAAUGGUGAUGAUCAGCUGGAGCUCAAAAUUAAGGAAACGCUUGACGAGGUAAAUGGUGAAGUAGCUUCCGACGCUUCCCAGCCAAUAAAAGGUUUUCGCCUCAACAAUCCGCUCCUCUUGGAUAAUGCGCAAUCUUUAUCAACAGAGCUGCACAAACAUAUGCAAGAAUAUUUUAAAGAGUCUGAAAUUACGGACAUACAGCAUGAAUUGCAGCGGAACUAUAAUUUCAGAGACAAACUGCAACAAAUAUGCAACGUAAGAAAACUAACUGAUGCUGAGGUUCGACGGCUGGAAAACGUCAAUCAGGCAAUACACCUGCUAGAAGAGGAGCUCUCUAAGGAAAAACACAUCUCCAACCUUGUGGCUUCGAAGUGA
Babesia ovata is the source of this 444-nucleotide messenger RNA. RefSeq names its product Recombination inhibitory 2. The transcript is spliced from 2 exons. Bases 1 to 444 code for a protein of 147 amino acids. The record is from RefSeq and is a predicted model, not a curated record. NCBI's taxonomy places the organism in Eukaryota, Apicomplexa, Aconoidasida, Piroplasmida, Babesiidae.